GUCGUCUGGAUUGAUCGCACCUGCGCCACGCCUCUCCUGCACGGCUACUUAUCGUGUGACUGCUCUGUCCUAUCCUAACGUCCUUGUCUUCCGCCUCCAUCCUCCCAUUCACCCGAGUCUCGCUUAUUGCGUACACAGCUGCAUAUUUCUGAAUGCGCGGGUCUUCGUUGGAUCCUGGUCCAUCCACUUCAUUGCUUCAACGAUUGCUGCUCGCGAUCAAACUAGCGCCUUCCGCAUCCUUCAAACCUCUACCAUCUAGCAGGAUGUCACCCACCGUAGGACCGGAGAUGGCACCAGCCUCUACUUUGGGCCCCUACGGGCGGCCUACUCUACCCAUAACACGAUCUUCGACAUCUUCGCUGCAAAGUGAGGCCGACAAUGCGACCUCGGCACAUCUCCAGCAUAUUCAUGUCCUCCGUAUCUAUCCCGUUUGAAGACGGUGACGUCGAUGUGGUUAGAGUGGAAGGCUUGCGCCAUUCAGACAGGAAUUGGAAGCACGGUGAGCACUGUUUCUCUGGCUUGAGCUCGCUCACGUUGGUGUCCGGCCAGCAGUGUACGACAAUGGGCACAGGAGGGGGCGUCAUCCUGGUUUGCCGUCGUCGUUACAAGUCGGCUCACUUUGCCGCAGAGUUGCUCCACAUACUGCAUACCCUCCGCGUACCAUCAUGGACGAACGUUGAAAUAACGCCUGAUGGUAUAGAGAUAUUCAAGGUGUCGGGAUCAAUGACGAAUGCGGUAUACUUUGUGUCAUGUCCCCGGGUCGAGGGCACCCGCAUCCUGCUCCUCCGCAUCUAUGGGCCUUCGUCUGGGGCCCUCAUCUCACGGCCCAAAGAGCUGCAGACACUGCAUGUACUUUCGUCCAAGUAUCAUAUUGGUCCGCGUGUAUAUGGCACGUUCGAGAACGGCCGUGUGGAGGAGCACUUUGAUGCAACGACACUCACAGCCGAGGACCUGCGAGAUCCUCAAAUCAGCUCGUGGAUUGGAGCUCGCAUGGCCGAGCUCCAUAACGUUGAUGUUCAAGAUGUCGAAGAAGCACGGGGCGAGGAUAGUCAUUGGGAUAUCGCGGCGAUGCAGAACGUUCCGUCGUGGCUAGCGUUUGCGCGCGAGGUGCUAGCACUACCUGGCGUAUCAGCAGACGUCCUUCGAACUCUCGACCUGGACACCUUCGAAAGUCAAUGGCGUCAAUAUGCCCACUGGCUGCAGCAGGUGGAGAGCGCUGAAGGUGUCAGCAGACGGGUUUUUGCCCACAACGAUACCCAGUAUGGAAACAUUCUACGACUGAAGACUCUCAAGGAUGGGAUGCCCGAACAUCGGCAGAUCAUUGUGGUCGACUUCGAAUACGCCGCCCCCAACGCCGCGGCGUUCGACAUCGCGAACCACUUUCACGAGUGGACGGCCAACUACCAUUCGGACAGGCCUCAUAUACUCAAUUCGGCACUGUAUCCCUCCCAGGCCGAGCGCCGCAACUUUCAUCGUUCCUACAUCAUACACGCCCUCGCCGCCUCCGACGCGUCCUCGAGGUUGUCAGACGAAGAAGUGAAUGAGGAGGCGACUAGACUAGAUCGUCAGGUUCGGAUAUGGAGCCCGGCGUCCCACGCAAUGUGGGCUGUGUGGGGCGUGGUCCAGGCUCGCGAGAUGGUAGAGGGCAAGGAUGGCGAACCAGAGUUCGAUUAUCUGGGUUAUGCGGCAUGUCGGAUGGAGAGUUUCCGUAGGGAAGUCCGUGCGCUUGGUCUGUCGAUAUAACGUGAAUAAGUUUGGGUACGCCUGGAUACGCUUUUGUACAGUGCUCUCCCAUGUCGAUGAUGCUGAUUCCCUUUUUAUCACUGAGGGCGAUAGGAUAUGUAGACAUAAGAGUUGCUCAUAUAAACUAUUCAACUUGUCCUCGCCGUCCCUUGGUCGCCGUAGCCGUGGGCCAACGUAGUGUAACAGAGUAGCGGAGUGAAUGAAACGAGCCCCAUUGUAAGGAUAGUCAUCACUCCUCAAGCCUCAGGCCUCAGGCCUCAGAGCCUGACGUUUGUGUCCGUCCUUCACCGGCACCGUCGUUUCCUUCACCGUAU
This is a messenger RNA of Fomitopsis serialis, 2057 nucleotides long. Its product is annotated as kinase-like protein. NCBI's taxonomy places the organism in Eukaryota, Fungi, Basidiomycota, Agaricomycetes, Polyporales, Fomitopsidaceae. The transcript is spliced from 3 exons. Gene Ontology annotation, cellular component: cytoplasm. The coding region runs from base 409 to 1743 and encodes 444 amino acids. The record is from RefSeq and is a predicted model, not a curated record. Gene Ontology annotation, molecular function: choline kinase activity; ethanolamine kinase activity. Gene Ontology annotation, biological process: phosphatidylcholine biosynthetic process; phosphatidylethanolamine biosynthetic process.